This is a messenger RNA of Temnothorax curvispinosus, 1482 nucleotides long. RefSeq lists its product as uncharacterized. The transcript is spliced from 4 exons. Bases 175 to 1392 code for a protein of 405 amino acids. Lineage: Eukaryota; Metazoa; Arthropoda; Insecta; Hymenoptera; Formicidae. The record is from RefSeq and is a predicted model, not a curated record.
UUUUGUGUACAAACCUUGAGAGAUACCGUUCGUCGACUUCUCAUAUAACACUCAAACGCUGAAUGGAUCCUCGAUCGAACGCAAGUAUCGGAGUCGAAAGUGUUAAUUGUGAAAAAGUUUCAAGUGCUUUAAUAUAUUAAUUACGCCGAUUACGCACAUUCAGUAAGCAGCAGUAUGUCACGAAUGAUUAAUAAACGUGAUAUAAAUAACACCCGUAAACGUGCUACUAUAGCUACUUUGUACACGAGCACGCCCACGAGCAUACCAAAUACAUCUAUGAAAUCUUGUAAUAUAUCCUUAUCUGGGAUCGAUACAGCUUCUUCUUCAAGUGGAGACAGACCAAAUUUACAUCAGCUACAAGAGCGUAAAAGACAUACGAAGGGAAAGAAAAGAGAAGACACGAAAUGGAGAAUGAAAGACUCUGAUAGCAAAUUAGAAGCCAAACAGAAACAUCAGUUAAUCGACAAAUCUUUAAAUGUGAAGCGAAAGAAAAACCUAACGAGCGAGAAAAAAGCCAUAAAAAAAAAGAGAAUAUUAGAAGAUACGGAUAAUGAAUGGGAAACCGAAACGGAAAAGUCAAUUAACGAAUCCUUAAUAGGUUCGCGAGGAUCCAUCGACGAUGAGUGCAUAAAACUAUUUCAAGAUCCUCCGUGUACACCGGAGAAAAUUCGAGACCGGCCAAUUGCAUAUGAAGAAAAUCUUCAUAACUACGAAUCACCGAUUAUAUGUUCCCACAGAAAAAAAAGAUCGCAUCUAAUUUCAAAAAAGAAUGAUAUUAUACUGCAAGAUACACUGCUGCCGGUAAAUUCACUAACAACGGAAGUACAAAGUUUAGAAGAGACAGGCGAAGAUGAAACAAUAUUCCAAAACAAUGCACAAACACAUGUUUCAUUACGGAAUCCAGAAAAAAUCUCGAAACAAAAACCUGAAAACUUUAGUCCUUAUCUACAAUUGCGUCGGGAUCAAUCUGUCAAAACAUAUCCUGGGAAAAAAUUUCGGCAUUCAGUAUCUUCAUUGUGGUCACCAAUUAACGAUUUUUACCGAAAACACCCUAACUUGCUUUCUAAUCUUCCUAGGAAGACAGAAAGUAUUUCGAUUCCUCCAGGAAUGAUAUGCGUUAAGGGAUAUUGGGACAAAACUUUACGAAAAUGGAUAAGGUAUGAAGAAAGUUCUUCUCAGAAUAAAAAUGGCAAAUGCAAAACAAAGAUUAACAAAAGAAACACGAAAAAAGUCACACGGAAACAAAAAUAUAAUGUAUAUGAUACGACUAAAGACGAAACAGACCACGAGUUCGAAACCGGUGGUCAAGAUGGUAAGCGAAUGACUUUUCGUGAAUUUUGUCGCAAACAAAAAGAGGUUAUAGUCAUAUCUUCCUCGGAUACGGAUAUGUAGGAAGGUUAAACGAUCCAUUUGUUUGUAGUUGUUUAUAUAUUUGUGUAUACAUUUAAUUGGUAUACAUAUAUACAAUCUUGCAAAUUUAUU